Cornus florida is the source of this 1044-nucleotide messenger RNA. RefSeq names its product protein IRX15-LIKE-like. The record is from RefSeq and is a predicted model, not a curated record. NCBI's taxonomy places the organism in Eukaryota, Viridiplantae, Streptophyta, Magnoliopsida, Cornales, Cornaceae. The coding region runs from base 223 to 963 and encodes 246 amino acids. Gene Ontology annotation, biological process: xylan biosynthetic process. The transcript has a single exon.
CCAAUAAUAUUAUGACGUGUCCAAAGUAAAAAUUAUAAUAAAACAUGGGCAACACCCAUUUUGUCCGGGUUAGACCCAUUUCCUACUCUCUUCUCUCUCUCAUCACAUCACCUGACAGGUUCAUUCUCCACUCUUUUUUUUUUUUUUUUUUUUGGUAAUUGAUAGUGAGAGAAACUAGAGAGAGAAAGUAACUCCUGGUUUCACACAAUCACUCUCUCUAGGAUGAAGACCACCACAAAGCUCAUAGUCAUCCACCCUUUUGCACAUAAGCAAGUUGUUUCUCAUCGUAAAUGGCUUCUCAUCAUCCUCUCAUUCUUCACAUUCGCCUUUGCUCUCACUCUCAUCUCCACCACCAGAGACCUCAUUUCCACCACCGCCGCCGCCUCCGCCGCGACAGCCUUUCCAUUACCCAAACCCGUAUUCGAUGCCCUCCUCCACUACGCCGCCAAACCCAAUUCCCCCACCUCCACCAAAAUGUCCACGGCCGAGCUCAGAUCCGUCACCGCCGUCCUACGCCGCUGUCCCACCCCCUGCAAUUUCCUCAUUUUCGGUCUGACCCACGAGACCCCCUCUGGAAUUUCCUCAACCACAAUGGCCGAACCGUCUUCCUCGACGAAAACUCCUACUCCGUCAGCAAAAUCGAAGAGAAAAGCCCCGAAUUUGAAGCCUAAGACGUCCAAUUCACUACCAAAAGUGAGCCAUUUACACGACCUUCUUCACCACGCUAGAGGGAAAAUUCGAAAUGAGUGUAGACCUGUACAGAAACUCCUAUUCUCGGACUGCAAAUUGGGGAUUAACGACCGUCCCAAUUAUGUGUACGAAAUGGGUUGGGAUGUGAUUUUGGUGGACGAGCCAAAUGGGAAUUUUCCGGCGGCGCCGAGGAGGAUGGCGGCGAUAUUCACCGCCGGCAAUAUUUUGUAUCCUAUUUUGAUUAAUCACUCACAGUUUAGAUAUAACUACUAACACCAUGAAGAAGCUCUUGUGUUUUUCGAUCAGAAAUUUCUUUCCAAGAUUCAUCUAAAUUCGAUUAUUAAGAACAUGAAA